Molecule: messenger RNA, 312 nt
Organism: Cornus florida
Lineage: Eukaryota; Viridiplantae; Streptophyta; Magnoliopsida; Cornales; Cornaceae
Exons: 4
Coding region: 1-312 (103 amino acids)
Biological process (GO): rRNA processing
Cellular component (GO): small-subunit processome; Mpp10 complex; nucleolus
Molecular function (GO): snoRNA binding; rRNA primary transcript binding
Source: RefSeq, a predicted model, not a curated record
AUGUUGCGAAGGAACGUUAGGCUGAGGAGAGAGUAUCUCUACAGAAAGAGUUUGGAGGGAAAGGAGCGUUUGCUAUUUGAGAAGAAGAGGAAGAUAAAAGAAGCCUUAGAAGAGGGGAAACCAAUCCCUACCGAGCUCAGGAAUGAAGAGGCAGCCCUUCGCCAAGAAAUUGAUCUCAAAGACGAACAAACAGCUGUUCCAAGGACACACAUUGAUGAUGAAUAUGCAAAUGCAUCAGAACAAGAUCCUAAAAUUUUGCUAACCACAUCCCGCAAUCCAAGUGCUCCUCUUACACAGUUCGUAAAGGUGUAA